CUCUCGGUGGCGCAUUUGAUAAUCUAUUUCACAAUCAUUUGCCAACAGGGAGAAGAUCGGGUUCUGAAAAUUUUAAACUUUUUUUUUUUUUGGGCAUUAGCUGAGUUUGAUAAUACGCACAUAUAAAAGAGUGACUAUUUCCGAAAAAGAAAAAUAGUGAAAGCAAAGAAAAAAGUGGCCUUCUUCUACAUCAUAUAGCACUCAGAUUUUCGGUCCAUUUGCUCGCUCUCUCUGUCAAUCAGAAGGAUUUUUAAAAUUUCAUCGCUCGCUCUUUCUGUCGCUCCAAAGGUUUCUUGGUUGGGGGCUGAGGAAUUCUCGGAUAUUCUAUUGUGACUGUUAUCACGGUCCGUGGAACUACCAGAAUAGUAAUUUUGUAAAGCAGGCUGAUAGUACUGAUUUCUUCCUGUCAGCGUUGUUAUUGGCAUUUCAGAAGCUCCGACUUGAGUUGCUAUGGCAACAAAUGAAAAUCUUCCUCCGAACGUAAUAAAACAGUUGGCAAGAGAAUUGAAGAAUCUCGAUGAAACACCACCAGAGGGCAUUAAAGUAGCGGUGAAUGAUGAUAACUUUUCAGCCAUAUAUGCUGAUAUUGAAGGCCCAGCUGGGACUCCGUACGAAAAUGGUAUUUUCCGCAUGAAGUUGACACUGUCUCAUGAUUUCCCACAAUCCCCUCCAAAAGGUUAUUUUCUGACCAAGAUUUUUCAUCCAAAUAUUGCUACCAAUGGCGAGAUUUGUGUUAAUGCCUUGAAGAAAGAUUGGAAUCCAAGUCUUGGUUUAGGGCAUGUUUUAAUUGUGAUAAGAUGCUUAUUAAUUGAACCGUUUCCAGAAUCAGCUUUAAACGAGCAAGCUGGCAAGAUGCUGCUCGAAAAUUAUGAGGAAUAUGCGAGACAUGCAAAACUUUACACCGGAAUACAUGCUCUCAAGCCAAAGCCAAAGUUCAAAACUGGCUCUAUUUCUGGGUCUACCACUGACCUAAACAUUGAGCAGAAAUACACCGUGAUCAAGAGUGUAGAUCCCAAGAAUGCAGUGUCAGGUGCCGCAGCCCAACUACCAUCUCCAUUGGCCCCAAAAUCCGAAAAUGGUCAAGAUGUACCGGCAGCUUUAACUUCAUCAACCGAGACUGGAGUUUCAGUGGCACAAAAGAAGGAAGUUGCUCUGGCAAAAGUUCAGACAGACAAAAAGAAGAUGGAUGCAAGAAAGAAAAGCUUGAAGAGAUUAUAAAACUCUCGUGGAUCUUUUGGACAUUUCCAUUUAUUCAAAAUCGUGGAUGUUGAGCGUCUUGAGAAAGUUUGACUUAUUUCAUCAUGUUUGUGUGUUCCAUGUUCCGACUCUUAGACCUUCGAGCAUACUUUUCCUUCAUGAAA
Messenger RNA from Olea europaea var. sylvestris, 1361 nucleotides. Its product is annotated as ubiquitin-conjugating enzyme E2 22-like. The transcript has 9 exons. Lineage: Eukaryota; Viridiplantae; Streptophyta; Magnoliopsida; Lamiales; Oleaceae. The record is from RefSeq and is a predicted model, not a curated record. Bases 451 to 1218 code for a protein of 255 amino acids.